Molecule: messenger RNA, 4844 nt
Organism: Marmota monax (woodchuck)
Lineage: Eukaryota; Metazoa; Chordata; Mammalia; Rodentia; Sciuridae
Gene: Sgk2
Product: serum/glucocorticoid regulated kinase 2
Exons: 14
Coding region: 406-1509 (367 amino acids)
Biological process (GO): protein phosphorylation
Molecular function (GO): ATP binding; protein serine/threonine kinase activity
Source: RefSeq, a predicted model, not a curated record
GAGUCAGGCGAGUGGGUGACAGGUCGCUCUUGCCAGGGAAGGGUGCUCACUCGGCAAGUUGGAACUGAGUUUCAGAAGGACCAUGCCGAGAGAGGGCAGAGCUUCCCAGAAGCAGCACCGGGACCCAGAGUCUUCAGGGGAGAUGGUGUCCAUGAGGGAAUAGAAGUCUCCUGUCUUGUCUUAAGCUCUGCUGGAUCCCGUGUGACGUCAGCCAGCCCCUUCGCUGCUGCUGGGAGUUCUGAGCUCCCUGCUGGGCCCGGUCGGUCGGCACCAGGCACUGACACAUCGGCCCUUGUUGGGAGAACAGUGUGGGCUCUCUUGUCCGCUGUGGUCCUCGGCUCCAGCCGCUGCUUCUCCCGGAGGCCUCUCCUCAGCUGCACAGAGCCACCUGAUCACACCCUCAGAAUGGCCUCUAGCCCUGACGGGAUGCCUAGCCCACAGCCCUCCGGAGCCAAUGGGAACAUCAACCUGGGACCUUCGGCCAACCCGAAUGCCAGGCCCACAGACUUCGACUUCCUCAAAGUCAUUGGCAAGGGGAACUAUGGGAAGGUCCUACUAGCCAAGCGCAAGUCCGACGGGAUGUUCUACGCAGUGAAGGUGUUGCAGAAAAAAUCCAUCUUAAAGAAUAAAGAGCAGAGCCACAUCAUGGCGGAGCGCAACGUGCUGCUGAAGAACGUGCGGCACCCCUUCCUCGUGGGCCUGCGCUAUUCUUUCCAGACGCCUGAGAAGCUCUACUUUGUACUCGACUAUGUCAAUGGAGGAGAGCUCUUCUUCCACCUGCAGCGGGAGCGUAGGUUCCUGGAGCCCCGGGCCAGAUUCUAUACUGCUGAGGUGGCCAGCGCCAUCGGCUACCUGCACUCCCUCAACAUCAUUUACAGGGACCUGAAACCGGAGAACAUUCUCUUGGACUGCGAGGGACAUGUGGUGCUGACAGACUUCGGCCUUUGUAAGGAAGGCGUGGAGCCCGAGGACACCACGUCCACAUUCUGUGGCACCCCCGAGUACUUGGCUCCUGAAGUGCUUCGUAAGGAGCCUUACGAUCGGGCGGUGGACUGGUGGUGCUUAGGAGCAGUCCUCUACGAGAUGCUGCAUGGCCUGCCACCCUUCUACAGCCAAGACGUGUCCCAGAUGUAUGAGAACAUUCUGCACCAGCCACUACAGAUUCCUGGAGGCCGGACAGUGGCUGCCUGCGACCUCCUGCAAGGCCUUCUCCACAAGGACCAGAGGCAGAGGCUGGGCUCCAAGGCAGACUUUCUGGAGAUAAAGAACCAUGUAUUCUUCAGUCCCAUAAACUGGGAUGACUUGUACCACAAGAGGCUGACUCCGCCCUUCAACCCAAAUGUGGCAGGACCUGCUGACUUGAAACACUUUGACCCAGAGUUCACCCAAGAAGCAGUCUCCAAGUCUAUUGGCUGCACCCCUGAUACUAUGGCUAGCAGCUCAGGGGCCUCAAGUGCAUUCCUGGGAUUUUCCUAUGCCCCUGAGGAUGAUGACUUCUUGGACUGCUAGGAGAAGCACUGGUGAAGCCUCUGAGGCCAGCUGGUAAUAGGAGGAAUUACUUUCGGCUGCUAGUAAGACUCAACAUAAUGUAAUAAGUUUGAUGGAUUGAACAAGAAGUAGGGUCAUUUUUUCCCCAUCACAGAGAAGGACAUUGUUAGGUGACCUGGGCUGGUAGGACAGGUCAUUAGAUACUCAGAGGCUUUCCGUAUUUCUAUUGGGUCUCUUGACAAAUAGCUUCUGAUAGUAGAGUUGAUAUAUUAUCACAAGAUGGUUACUGGUUCUCUCAUCUCCACUUUUGUGUCCUGGACAGGCAAAAGGAGGAAAAGAUGAGAGGGGACAUCAAAAGGGCACUGUUAAAAGUGCUUUCCCAGCUGGAUGCAGUGUACAUGCUUAUAAUCCCAGUGACUCAGGAGGCUGAGGCAGGCGGAUUGCAAUUUGAGCCAGUCUCGGCAAUUUAGCAAGACCCUCAGCAAUGUAGCCGGAACUUGUCUCAAAAUAAAAGAUUUAAAAAAAUAAAAAAAAAAGACUGGGGAACUGGGGAUGUGGGUUCGAUCCCCAGUACUCUGCCCCCAAAAAGUGUUUUCCCAGAAGCUCCAUCCAAUGACUUGCGCUGAUAUCUCAUUAACCAUCCUUUACUGCUGUAAUGGAGCCUGGGUACACGAAGACCCUUAAUAGCAAAGAGCUCUAAUGCUAAGGGAGAUGCGGAGAAUAUUGGGUGGGCAACCGGCAUUCUUUACCAGAAGGCCUCUUGAUGUUUGGAUACUGAACUCAGUGCAUAAAAAGACAGAGCUGUAACAAGCCUACAAGGUACUACCCAAUCUCUCUUAUUCUGUGUUGAUAGUUUCUUUCUUUGUUGUGGGUAGUAUACUGGAUGUGUACUCUUUGCUAUUAUUGGUUUGGCUGCCUGGCAUCUAAGCCCCUUCUAAUAGACAGGGAAUUCCUUACUUUAUGAGCCUCGAUGAGUCUCCCUAUCUCCACUCAAAAUGCCAUAUAUUGACUUUCCCCUGAGCUAGGGCCAGGAACGUGACCCAGCAAUACACCCAUGCCAUGCUUUGAACCAAAAACGGAUCAGAAGCUCUCUUUCAGGUGGCUGUGGUAAUGGUACCUACAAAACUAGGUUCCUGGUGUAGAGGUGGCAACAGUGCAAACUGUAGUAGUAAUGAGUCCUCAGCAGCAGCAACUGGAGCAGUUUCCUCAUCAGCCCAGUGCUGCAGCGUCUGUCAUUCCUUGAAGCCUCAAGUCCCAUUCUCAAGCUAUGCCAAGGACUUAAAGAGCAUCUGACUCACCGUUACAUACAACGAUAAUGCACUAAUAAAAAAUAUGGAAAGUAAAGGGCUGGGGAUGUAGCUCAAUGGUAGAGCACUUCUGGGUUCAUUCCUCAGUACCACCAACAUAAAUAAUAACAUAACAAUUGGGGGGCAGGUCUAGGGGAUUGAACCCAGGGGUGCUCUACCAUUAAGCUACAUCCUCAGCCCUUUCUAAAAUUUUGAGAUAGGGUCUUGCUAAGUUGCAAACUUGCAACCCUUCUGCCUCAGACUAAGCUUCUGAGCCUUUUAACACUCCUUUUUUUUUUUUUUUUUUGGCUUAAUUGGGCAAAGUCAGCUUCAGAAUGCCUGUCUACGCUGAGCAAGUUUCUCUGUUAGACUCUUCAUUGCCCAUUAGCAAUUUUCUUCCAAAUAACCAUAAGAAGGAAUUAUUACGAUUUUAUUUUUUGCCAAUUGAGAAACAGAGUUGGAGAAGUUAACUUCUUGCUUGAAGGCUAGGCCGUUAAUAAAGGCUAGAUCUGGGAUUUAGAGCCACAUAACCUGGCUCCAGGGCUCUCACCUUUAACCUCUGUGAGAGUUUGCCCUUCACUCAGACUGUUAGGUCCAAGCAGAAUGACUAUCAAAAUUUCUAAUGAGAGCCAAAGUAAGAAUUGGCUAGAAUAAGCCAGGUGGUGAGAAAAAGAGGUCUUGUGGAAAAGACAGUGAACUGGACUCCCACUCAUGGUCUUAGUUUGGUUGUCAAAAUCAUGCCCUGCCCCACUUCACAUGGGCAGCUCAGGCCUUGGUGACUAGAGCUUCCUGGUCACUUAUGCAGCUCUGUAUGUUCAGUAUUAGUCAUUUCUAAAGGCAAUUCAUAUUGGACAGAAUGUGAACAUGCACAACCUCAGGAAUUCAAGACUGCUCUUAUGGGAUGAAUUAUACUGCCUUAUUUUGGUAGAAAAGUGUUUUUUUCUUCACAAACCUGUAGUAUGUACUUCAUGUGGCUUUAUUAGUUUUUUGAUUUGGGGACAAGGGGAUCGAUGUGCUGGCAAUUUUAUUGCCUUUGCCUCUGAACUCAGUCCCACUCUCUUCCUUCCAUUUUGUUUCCCUCAAUCUCCUACCCCAGGAAUUAUGGGGGUGGCCGGGAGAGCAUGGAAAGAACACUAGGGACACUGACCUAAAGCUGGGUCAGGAAGAACCGAUGUUAAGUUUUGACAUGUGCUGAGAAUAUUGAAAGAAACUGAUUUCCAUCUUAAUAGUGCUUGCUAACUGCCAAAUUUGGAAUGUGAGGACAAAAUCCCAACUCAUCAAAGCAAAAAUCAAGAGUGUAACUAUCAGACAUAAUAGUACUGUUAAAAGUACACAAUCAGCUAUGAAUUGUGAAGAGAGUGAUUCUAUCCAAGAUUGUAAAGUCACAAAAAUUUUCACCAGGACAGAAAAUAAAAAUGAAGAAAAACUAUGCUACUGAAUUGAUCGUGCUACACCUAUGUUUAUGGAGCACAUUCUAAGUUUUAUAUUUUACAAUUCUCACUAUAAGCCAGCAUUUAGAAAUUAUUAACCUCAUUUUAUAGGUAGGAAACAUUCACUCAGAGAUUAAGCAACCUGCCCAAGUUCUUGUACCCAGCUGGUGCAAGUCACAGCCAGGAACAGAACUUGGUGGCAGGUGACUGAAAAACCUUGUUAUAUGACAGUGAGAGAAGUGCUUUUGGGCAGGUGCUCUUGGUCUUCAAGCAAUUACUGACUGCACAAAAGGCAGAAGGAUCAGAAGGAUCCAACUACAUGACUUCCAUUUUUAUCCCUAACUGCAGACUGUAUUCAUCCAACUGUGCACCAGUAGCAGCUUCUGUAAGAGAAUUUGUCCAGGAGAUACAGCUCAGUGGUAGGGCAUUUUUGCACGUGGAUGCCCUGGGUUCCAUUCCUUUCACAGGGGGAAAAACAAAACAAAACAAACAAAAACCUCUCAUUCACCCUCUUCCUCUUUUAAAUCUGCUGUCUUGGUAGUUGUGAAAAACCAACUCAAGUUGUGUGUGUUUUAAUACCCGAAACCCCCAAUACUCUGUAUAUAUUGAAGACAAACAUAAAUGUAAACAAAAACUGUCA